Molecule: messenger RNA, 718 nt
Organism: Dendronephthya gigantea
Lineage: Eukaryota; Metazoa; Cnidaria; Anthozoa; Malacalcyonacea; Nephtheidae
Exons: 4
Coding region: 119-718 (199 amino acids)
Molecular function (GO): DNA binding
Source: RefSeq, a predicted model, not a curated record
UUUCACCUAUUCUAAAACGCUAUAGAGCGUAUAUUCUAAAAUUUAGAACAGCGCUCGAUAGCGUCACUGAGUUGCAACCUGAGCAACCCACAACGGGCUUCGACCACAUGUGUGCAAGAUGGCGGAACGUUCGGAGAAGUACGAUCUAUUAGACGAUGACCAAAAAACGAUUUUGCGUGGUUUCUUCGAGCGAGGGAUGACAACGACACGCAAAGAUGUGAAGGAACUAAUAGAAGAAGCUGCAGUAAAAACAAAUGUUAGCGUUGCGCGUGUGAGGAAAUGGAUUGGGAAUGAGAGAAAAAGAAAGAAGUCGGGGCAGGCACUGGAUGAUACAAACCAACAAACAAAAAGGCACUGCAGAAGCAAGCCACAGACCACCGGGUACAACUUGUUUUGCUCAUAUAUACUGAAUUCAGAUACAUGCCAAGAGCUGAGCAAUAACUCUGACAAAUUAAAAAUGGCUGUAACAACCUGGAACUCACUGACUGUCGAAGAACAAGAAUGCUGGAAAAAAAAAGCAAAGGAUGCUCAGUCUGCAAAUCCCAUAGACCUUUCCAACAAAGAGCGCCAUACCAAGAUCAAAAAGGCAAAGAAGCAAUUAAUUUCUCAGCUUGCAUAUUUAGAAAGCCUGGGGUGCACAGCAUCUGUGUUGCUUCUGGAGCCAGGGGAAUCCCCUUGCUAUCAGCAGUAUGGACAAAUGAAGGCCUACAUUUCUUAG